CCCUUUUAUAUCUAGUCUGUGGUUCGAGUGCAAUCUGAGACCAUUCUGAUCCACGAGGUGGUGCUAAUGUAUCUACAGGGGGUUUACUAACCGCCAUUAAAAACCGAUACAAGAAGAAGUUGUUUCCUACAGUUCGGGGAGCACCUGAAUGCAGCACGGAGGGUCAGCCGCUUCCGUGUCUUCCAACAUGGCGGCGCCCGCGUCCGGCUCGUGCGGCUUCUUCGUGGAGAAGAAGAAGAGAUUCUGUAAAAUGAUCGUGGGAAGAGGAAGGAGGUUCUGUGGCGAGCACGCGACCAUGGAGAGAAGCAGCAGCAGAAUCGUUUGUCCUCUGGAUCCCAAACACACAGUGAGUGAAGACAAACUGGAGAAGCACCUAAAGAAGUGUAACUCCAGAGAAAAAGACAAACCAGUUUAUUAUGUUGAGAACAUAAACGCUGGAUCAGCUGAUGGAGAUGAGCCUCUGCCGCAGGUGAGUCUGUGUGAGCGAAGCAGGGCGGAGCUACAGUCCCUGCUGGACAAACUGAGGACAGCAACCGGAGAUCUGCAUUGCGACGUGGACGACAGAGUUCUGUCUCACCCCGUCGUCGAGGAGGAGCUGAACAACCCGCAGAACGGAGGCUCUGCCCACAAACACCUGAAACAACAGUCUUCUAUUGUAGGUCACCUGGAGGAGCUGGGGCUGCUGGGAGGGGGACGCUGCUUCGUGGAGUUUGGGGCCGGUCGAGGGAAACUGUCCCACUGGAUCCACGAAGCCCUGAAGGACCGGGACCCCCUGAAGACCAGCGAAGACCUGCAGCUGCUGUUGGUGGAGCGCUGCAGCACCCGCUUCAAGGUGGACGGGAAACAUCAGGAUACUGGAGCUCAGUUUGAGAGGCUACAGGUCGAUAUUCAGCAUCUGGAUCUAAGUAAAGUUCCUCUGAUCAGGAAGAAGAAACUGCCGUUAGUGGGAAUCGGGAAACACCUGUGUGGAGCAGCAACAGAUCUGGCUCUGCGCUGCUUGUUGGACACACCAGGACACAGAGCGGAGACGGCACCGCCACCAAAACGCCUCAAAACCUCAGAACCAGCUGCCGAACCCGAUCCAGACUCAGGCUCUGUCUCUAAUGAUCCAGGAGCAGGUUCUGACCACGGUCCGGUCUCUGGUCCCGUCCUCGGCCUGGCGGUGGCGCUGUGCUGUCACCAUCGCUGUGAGUGGCAUCACUACGUGGGUCAGCGGUUCUUCCUGCAGCUAGGACUCGGACCGACUGAGUUCUCAGCUUUCUGUCGAAUGUCCAGCUGGGCCACAUGUGGACUGAGACCGACCCGUCAGGACCGCCCACCGCAGGAUGUGACCAACCAAGGAGGAGACGACGAAGAGCAUGAAGUGGCGGAGGAGCCGGAUGCCGUGGACGGGUUUCUGUCGCCAGAUGAGCGACAGACGGUGGGACGACUCUGUAAACUCCUCAUCGACAGCGGGAGAGUUCACUUCCUGUCCACUAGAGGCUUCAGAGGACGACUGAGUCGAUACGUCGACGCUAGUGUCACGUUGGAGAACGUCUUACUGACCGCAACCCCGCCCCCUGACUGCAGCCCCUGACCAUGCCCCUGCCCCCUGACUGCAGCCCCUGAACGCGCCCCCGCCCCCUGACUGCGACCCCACCCCCUGACUGCAGCCCCUGACUACAGCACCUGACCGCGCCCCCGCCCCCUGACUACAGCACCUGACUGCGGCCCCGCCCCCUGACUACAGCCCCUGACCGCGCCCCCGGCCCCUGACUGCAGCCCUUGACGCGGCCCCUGACUACAGCCCCUGACCGUGCCCCCGCCCCCUGACUGCAGCCCCUGACGCGGCACUGACUACAGUCCCUGACUGCGGCCCCGCCCCCUGACUGCAGCCCCUGACACGGCCCCUGACUACAGCCCCUGACCGCGGCCCCGCCCCCCUGACUGCACCCCCUGACUACAGCCCCUGACCGCGGCCCCGCCCCCUGACUGCAGCCCCUGACGCGGCCCCUGACUACAGCCCCUGACCACGGCCCCGCCCCCUGACUGCAGGCCCCGACGCGGCCCCUGACCGCGACCCCGCCCCCUGACUACAGCCCCUGACCGCGGCCCCGCCCCCUGACUGCAGCCCCUGACGCGGCCCCGCCCCCUGUAAUUAGAGAUCAUCUGAAGACGUCAACUUGAAACAUUUUUAUUGUUUUCUGUCAUUUUUCAAACAAAGAGAAAAUGAAAAUGUUCGACACAGAAACGAAACAAACAUGUUUGUGUUUGAUGAAGUGAAACUGUGUGUGUAGCAGAGUUGAGUCUUUCAGCUCUCAUCACGCAGCAGAAGAAGGAACUCUUAGUUUCAGCCCAAACAUUCGUCUGAAACAGAAGAAACAUUCAGUAACUUCUUAAUUUGUAUUAUUAUUAUGAUUUUAUUAAACAUGAAAAAUUCA
Molecule: messenger RNA, 2420 nt
Organism: Scophthalmus maximus (turbot)
Lineage: Eukaryota; Metazoa; Chordata; Actinopteri; Pleuronectiformes; Scophthalmidae
Gene: trmt13
Product: tRNA methyltransferase 13 homolog
Exons: 11
Coding region: 149-1576 (475 amino acids)
Biological process (GO): tRNA methylation
Source: RefSeq, a predicted model, not a curated record